Messenger RNA from Mercenaria mercenaria, 1147 nucleotides. Its product is annotated as dnaJ homolog subfamily C member 4-like. The coding region runs from base 161 to 961 and encodes 266 amino acids. Lineage: Eukaryota; Metazoa; Mollusca; Bivalvia; Venerida; Veneridae. The record is from RefSeq and is a predicted model, not a curated record. The transcript has 8 exons.
CCGAAUACCGGGUUUAAUUACUCCUUUCUAGCUUUCGCCAAUCGCCAGUCGAACUUGUCCAAUGUUAUGCAAAGAUAGGUGCAGGAUGUAGAUCCAUAUCGUGCAGACAUUUUACGCUUGACAGAUGAAAGUGUUGAAAGAUACCACCUUGUAAACAGUCAUGUUGCCGAGUCAAGCCCAGUCUGCAGCUAACGCCUUCCUUAGACUAAGUCAGAGGAUUGAUACCCAGUGUGCCUUUUUCCACAAAAAUUUCCACCAAAAUUUCCGGAAAGCAACAAAUGAAACCCAUUACGAUGUUCUGGGGGUUCCUAGUGAUGCUUCAGAUAAAGAAAUAAAGAAAGCUUUUAUAGAACUUUCUAAAAAGGUGCAUCCUGAUGCUGACUCCAAAGAUAAAACCUUACAUGACAAAUUUGUGAAAAUUAACAGAGCGUAUAGUGUACUGAGUAAACCUUCAGAAAGAAAAAUUUAUGACGAGGGUCUAAAGGCGGGUUUUCAUGUGGAGCCAGAUGAGGUGUCCACAGCUGAGACCUGGAAUCCUAAUCAAACACAGUAUUAUUAUCAUCCAAGAUUUUAUAAAGAUCCAGAAAUGAGGAAGCAGGCAGCUAAAACAUGGAAGGCACAUACAGGAUAUUCUUUUGCUGAAUAUGAAAAGGAGGUACCUCAUGAAGGACGACUUACGAAAACAGCGUCUGUUUACCUAUGUAUCUUCCUCAUGUUGCUUGGAUCUCUGUUAGGAUAUUUGCAGUAUUUAAAUGCCAAGAGUUUUGUCACAGCAAAAAGGAAUAAAUCUGCAGAAAUUGAAGAGAGGACAAAGAUGAAAGAUACAGCAAAUGUGGUAUCUGUUGGAAGAAGAGUAAGAGAUAAGAAAAGUUUGGAAACAAGAGAAGAAGAAAAAGAUCUUACAGUCGACAGUCUAGCUGGACCAGCCAGCAUAUUAUCUCCAGAACCAUUGAAGACGUGAUGUUUAAAUGCAGUUUAGUAAGAUUGAUUGUAGAUGUAUGGAUGUUGGAGCAUAUGUGAUUUUGAAGAAUGGAACGACAGAUGAGGCUGUGAAAAUGUAUAGCAUUUUAUCUGUGAUCAAGAAUGACUGAAAAACAUGAAUUUCAAAACAUUUGAAAAGCACUUUUAUUGUUGACGAAAUUGAAAU